AUGCCGGCUUCAGAGGAGCCUCCAGAAGCUUUCCUGGUCGACAUCUCGCCGCUCUGGCCAGAUGAUGCCGAGGCUGGAAGAUGCGAGGAGGGCAUUGCGGACGAGGAAAUUCAGUGGAUGCUGUCACGACGCCCGCUGGACCACGGCAAAGUCACCCGGGAAAGGCUGGCCUUGGACUACAACGAGCACGAAGCUCGGGCCAUGCUCGGAGCCUUCGCAGAGAGCAAGGUUUCACACCUGAUCCCGGUGUUGCGAUGGCCCGGUGUGGGAACGCGCUGGCGGGAGUUUAUCAAGUGGGUCACUGGACUCCCCGAGCCGCCUUCGAGCCCCGAGUUGGCUUUCGCCGGCUUUGCGCGUGCCCUCGGGCGUGUGACGACUUAUCGAGCCCUGUCCCUAGAUGCGGUUGGGCUGCGGCGUAUCAUACAGGCCAAAGAGAUCUUCCCAAGAGGCCAGCUUGAGGUGAGUGCCGACGAGCUGAGCCGAGUCAUUGAAGAGCACGGUGUGGUCAAGGUUGUGGUAGCGAGGUUGUACAUCGCGCAUCUGAAGCGCUUAAUCGGUCACGAUCCCUCGGUCUCGCUCCACGAUGACUGGCAGACGACCUCAUGCAUAGCUUCCGGCUACACCGAGAAGGAGAAGUCUGUUUACUUGUUCGAGGUGUCG
Symbiodinium necroappetens is the source of this 660-nucleotide messenger RNA. Lineage: Eukaryota; Dinophyceae; Suessiales; Symbiodiniaceae. The record is from the annotation of a GenBank genome assembly.